AUGUGUUUUAGACAGGGGUGGGAUCCGAGAUAUUCGAUGGGGGUCAUCCAGGGCGGCGUCCAGCUGAAAAAGCAUCGAAAGAUGCUUCAAAAAGCUCUCACUCCUAACAACUGCAUCCCUUAUCGAGAAAUACAGCAAGAGGAAGUACGUAAGCUUAUAAAAAGAAUCAUCAGCACACCAGAGAACUGGAGAGAGCAUAUGCAGACACUUGCGACGACACUCGUCCUGCGAAUUGGUUACGGAAUCGAUGUUCAAGAUAAAGAUGACCCUUACGUCGAGAUAGCGGACAAAACAUCCGACGCGCUUAGCAAAGGAGGAGCUCCAGGGUCGACGGCAUUAGAUGUUUUCCCAUUCAUUAGGCACUUGCCUUCCUGGUUUAAACUUAUACCGUCAUUGAAAUUCGCACGAGAAUGCAAUUCCUGGGUGACUAAAUUGCAUGAAGUGCCGUUUCAGUUUGUUCAACAGGAAAUGGAAGCUGGAACGGCGAAACCGUCGUUCACUAAGAAGCUGCUUGAAGAACGACGCGAAAUCGAGCCAAGAUCGGAACUGAUUACGGACUCGGAACUGAUUAUAGAUGCCGAUAUAAAAGGAGCAGCAGGAUCAAUAUAUGUGGCGGGGCAAGACACUACCUGGUCAACUCUCACAGUGUUUGUAUUGAACAUGAUUCUCAAUCCACAGAUACAGGAAAAGGGCCAAGAAGAACUAUUAUCAGUACUUGGGCACGACUCUUUACCCACUUUUGCUGAUAGGGACAAACUUCCUUUUGUAGAUUAUAUUGUCCAAGAGACUUUCAGAUGGGGGCCAGUUGUGCCACUUGGGAUCCCGCACAAGUUGGCGGUCGAUGAUACAUAUAAGGGAUACUCCAUACCAGCUGGCUCCUUAGUCAUCGCUAACGCUUACGCUAUGAACCGGGACGAGAGAUUCUACAGUGACCCAACGGCCUUCAAACCGGACCGCUAUAUCGCUAAAGAGAAAGGAGGACUCGGCGAGCCGUAUCCCAUUGGCCACUUCGGAUUUGGGCGCAGAGUUUGCCCUGGAAUACACCUAGGCUUGGCAAGUGUUUGGAUAGGCAUUGCAACUAUGCUUGCUACCCUUAAGUUCUCCAAAGCGAAAGAUCCUGAAGGGAACGAGAUAACGCCAGAUCCGAAAUGGAGUACUGGUCUUACGAGGUGA
Lachnellula hyalina is the source of this 1173-nucleotide messenger RNA. RefSeq names its product Cytochrome P450 monooxygenase. Gene Ontology annotation, molecular function: oxidoreductase activity, acting on paired donors, with incorporation or reduction of molecular oxygen; monooxygenase activity; heme binding. The coding region runs from base 1 to 1173 and encodes 390 amino acids. Lineage: Eukaryota; Fungi; Ascomycota; Leotiomycetes; Helotiales; Lachnaceae. The transcript is spliced from 9 exons. The record is from RefSeq and is a predicted model, not a curated record.